UUCACGGUAUUGUGCGCUGGAAAACAGUAUAUAGAUGCUGUACCAAUGUACAUAUAAUUUGUAACUGCACAAGUUUGCACAUUUCUGGUCUCAUGUAUUUUUUACCAAAAUAUGAUGUCGUUGGGGUCAUGUUAUUUGCGGGUCUAAACUGUUGAAUUUUUUUUUUACAAAGUCAGCAAUUAUACCUAGAUUUAUUUCUAAGGAAAUUCAUUAUUGUGGAAAUUUAAAAUACUUCCCUCAAGAAACUUUUGGUAUAAUUCCCAACAAACCUCAGAAUUUUUCCGAUAACUUUAGGUUAUAAUUUACUUUGACAGCAUUUCGACAACCAAAAAAAAUAACCAUGGCUGGAUUGAGUGCCGAGACUGUACUAGAGAAAAUCAGCCAGGGGCAUCUGGAGUGUCCAAUUUGCUGCGAUCGAUUCAAUCAACCCAAGAUUCUGAACUGCCUGCAUAGCUUCUGCGAGGACUGUCUGGAGAAAAUGGUGGCUGGUCAUCCUGGUAAGACAGAGAUUAUGUGUCCGGUCUGCCGGCAGCAAACUGUCUUGCCAGAGAAGGGCAUUGCUGGAAUUCUCAACAACUUUUCCUUGUUGGCUCUGGUGGAUGAGGUCACCCAACAGGAAGAGCUGGUCAAGGGUCAACAGUCUAAGAUCAUUUGCGAGGAAUGCGAGGAACAAGAGGAGGCGACCUCCAGGUGUUUGGAGUGCAGGGAAUACCUCUGUGAGACAUGCCACAGCGCCCACAAGCGAAGCAAGAGAACCAAGAAUCACGAGACGGCGUCGAUUGACGACCUGCGCUCAGGAAAAGCUACUUUUGAGAGUCGGUUGAGGACCGAGGUGCCAAUAUGCCAGAAGCACACUUUCCAAGAGCUCAUCUUCUACUGCAAGACCUGCGCUUGUCUCAUUUGCUCAGCGUGCACGGCUCUGGAUCACCGGGCCCCGGACCACGAGGUGUGCGACAUCGCCGACGUUGUCACACCUUGCAAGGAGAAAGUGACAAAACUUGUCGAGCAGGCAGAGGGGUGCCUUACCGGGUUCAAAGCCGAGAAAGCAAAGGCUCAGAAGGCAUACACCAAGCACAAGAAUCUGACUGCGGGAAAGCUGGAUAUCAUCACCGAGAAGGCCGAGUUGGUAAUAGCACGGAUCCGCUGUAAUGAAUAUUUGCUGAAGGAUAAAGUCGUCCAAGUCUGCAGCAAGCAGGACCAGAACUUUGAAGACACUCUCGCAAGACACGAGGAAAACAUUAAGGAGACAAGCAAUGCAGUGGAGAGGGUGAAAACUGUGAUGGAACAACUCAACAAGUUUGACCUCCUAAAGCUGCAACAGAGUCUGUGUAAAAACCUUGAGGAUGCAACAAAGAGGACUGCUCCUCCUCCUGUAUGGGAACUGAUGCAGGAGGACUUCAAGCAGAGUGAUAAUUUCAACCCCGCAGAACUGGACAUCCUGUUUGGCGAAAAGCCACUUUCGGUUCCUGAACAAGUCAAAGCCAUGAAGGUUGGGAUAAAAGUGGUGCGAGGACCCGAUUGGGAAUGGGGCAACCAGGAUGGCUACCCGCCCGGUGAAGGAGAAAUAAGCCAGGAGCUGAAUGCCAAUGGCUGGGUCAAAGUUCGCUGGGCCCACCACCGUACGAUGCACAUGAACUAUCGGAUGGGCGCCGAGGGGAAGUAUGACCUGCAACUUGCUAUGCAGAAAGACUUUGGUCUAUAAAUCCAAGUUAAAUAAGUGCAUGGACUCCCUGCGAAAUUACCCCCGACAUUGCUGAAAGGAUUUGUUGAUAUGUAGGACCAUUGGACCCCAUCUUUGAUGAUUAUAGAAAUGAUUAUAGAUACAGAUGAUUAUACAAAAGGUUAAUAAUGCACAUAAAGUGUGAACCGUAGCCGGUCAUUAUGCACUUAUUGACUGA
This is a messenger RNA of Patiria miniata (bat star), 1898 nucleotides long. RefSeq names its product E3 ubiquitin-protein ligase TRIM56-like. The transcript is spliced from 3 exons. The record is from RefSeq and is a predicted model, not a curated record. Gene Ontology annotation, biological process: protein ubiquitination; positive regulation of DNA-templated transcription. Gene Ontology annotation, molecular function: ubiquitin-protein transferase activity; zinc ion binding. NCBI's taxonomy places the organism in Eukaryota, Metazoa, Echinodermata, Asteroidea, Valvatida, Asterinidae. Bases 341 to 1702 code for a protein of 453 amino acids. Gene Ontology annotation, cellular component: nucleoplasm; chromatin.